GGGUGGAGGCUGGGCCCCUCUCCGCGGGUCUGCAGUCGGUCAUUGGCUCCCUGCGGUUUCCUUGGGGACGUGGCGCCGCCGCUCGCCCAGGCCUCUUUCCCGCUGGGCGAAAGGCCGCGGGGAAGCGCGCUGGACCGGGCGGAACGUUGCCGAGGGAGCCUGCGGGCCGCUCGACCUGCUGCAGACUUAGGAGAUGCCUGAGACAAGGAGACCAAUUUCUCAGGGCAAAAAGAAAAGGAGGUGACAGGCACUGAGACCACUGAAGGGAUCCCAUGGCUAGGAUCAGUUUUUCCUACCUCUGCCCAGCCUCCUGGUACUUUACUGUGCCCACAGUGAGUCCAUUUCCACGUCAGCGGGUGGCAUUCCUAGGACUCUUCUUCAUAUCCUGUCUCCUUUUACUUAUGUUAAUCAUGGACUUUCGACAUUGGGGUGCUUCAUUACCACGAGAUAGGCAAUAUGAAAGGUAUUUGGCACGAGUCGGGGAGCUUGAAGCGACUGACACUGCAGACCCAACUCUGAAUUACGGACUUGUUGUGGACUGUGGCAGCAGUGGCUCCCGGAUUUUUGUUUAUUUCUGGCCAAGACAUAAUGGCAACCCCCAUGAUUUGCUGGAUAUCAAACAGAUGAGAGACCGCAACAGCCAGCCAGUCGUUAAAAAAAUCAAGCCAGGAAUCUCUGCAAUGGCAGACACCCCAGAACAUGCCAGUGAUUACCUUCGUCCUCUGCUCAGCUUUGCCGCUGCUCACGUGCCUGUGAAGAAGCACAAGGAGACACCCCUCUACAUCCUCUGCACUGCAGGCAUGCGGCUUCUCCCCGAGAGAAAGCAGCUGGCCAUCUUGGCUGAUCUAGUGAGGGAUUUACCGCUGGAGUUUGACUUCCUCUUUUCUCAGUCUCAGGCAGAAGUGAUCUCUGGGAAGCAGGAAGGAGUUUAUGCAUGGAUUGGAAUCAACUUUGUUUUGGGAAGAUUUGACCAUGAGGAUGAAUCUGAUGCCGAAGCUCCCCAGGAACUGGCAGCAGGGCGCAGAAGGACAGUAGGGAUACUGGAUAUGGGAGGAGCCUCUCUUCAAAUUGCUUAUGAAGUUCCUACCUCAACUUCUGUCCUUCCUCCAAAACAGGAAGAAGAAGCAAAGAUCCUGCUGGCUGAAUUCAACCUGGGCUGUGAUGUGCAGCAUACUGAACACGUGUAUAGGGUUUAUGUCACAACCUUCCUGGGUUUUGGGGGUAACUUUGCUCGGCAACGCUAUGAAGACCUUGUGCUGAAUGAAACCCUUCACAAAAAUAGGUUGCUGGGCCAGAAGAUCGGUCUGAGUCCGGACAGUCCAUUUCUGGAUCCCUGCCUGCCCGUGGGCCUCACAGAUGUGGUGGAGAGGAACAGCCAGGUGCUGCACAUCCGAGGAAGGGGAGACUGGGCGUCUUGCGGGGCGAUGCUGAGCCCCCUGCUGGCUCGCUCCAACACCAGCCAGGCCUCGCUGAAUGGCAUCUACCAGUCACCAAUUGACUUCAACAACAGUGAAUUUUACGGUUUCUCUGAGUUUUUUUACUGUACAGAGGAUGUGUUACGCAUCGGUGGCCGCUAUCAUGGGCCAACAUUUGCCAAGGCUGCCCAGGAUUACUGUGGCAUGGCCUGGUCAGUACUAACCCAGAGAUUCAAGAAUGGCCUCUUUUCAUCUCACGCAGAUGAACAUCGACUCAAAUACCAGUGUUUUAAAUCGGCUUGGAUGUACCAAGUCCUUCAUGAAGGAUUCCAUUUUCCCUAUGACUACCCGCACCUGCAGACAGCCCAGCUGGUGUAUGACCGAGAGGUUCAGUGGACACUGGGAGCCAUUCUGUAUAAAACACGAUUCUUACCACUCAGGGAUCUACGGCAAGAAGGUGUCCGGCAGGCCCAUGGCAGCUGGUUCCGCCUCUCCUUUGUCUACAACCACUAUCUCUUCUUUGCCUGCAUCCUGGUGGUGCUAUUGGCCAUCAUCCUGUACCUUCUGCGUCUGCGCCGAAUUCACCACCGACAAACUCGACCCUCAGCUCCACUGGACUUGUUGUGGAUUGAGGAGGUGGUGCCCAUGAUUGGGGUACAGGUAGGGCCGUGAGGCCAGACAAAGACUGGGGAAGCCCAAGUAUCCCAGAGUGCUGCCCAUUGAAUUCCACCACUUUCUUGUUUUGGCCUCAGAUGCUGCUUUGCCUGACCUUGGGAUAUUUGGCCUUGGAAUUUCUACCUUAAUAUCUACUUUAAUUCCUUUUCAUUAUCUAGGUCCUCUUCUCUGAGAGAAGCUGUAAUUUAGUCUGUGAAGAACUAAAUAAUGAGAGUUUGGUGCUAACAAAGAGGACCAAUCUUAGUCCAGUGGAAGCAUGCUUCUACCCCUUUAUCUGAGAGGUCUGGUGUGUUUCUGGCAUCUAGACUUUUCUCCCCUUGCUAAAGCAUGAAGUUUGGCAUUGGGCAGACUGGAAGCCUGGUUGUAACCAAACAGGAGCAUCUGAUACAAAGCCGAAGACAUUCCAGCAAGUGCAGCAGCCGCUUCUUUCUCUGUAACAGAGAUAUCAUUUAUGUGGACAUCCACACUCUUUAGUAGGGAUCCAAGAUAUUUGCAUUUCAGUGGAACAGAUGUGAGCUUCCAGGCAAACAAAAUAACAUAGUUUCUUUGCUUACUUGACAAAGAAG
Molecule: messenger RNA, 2656 nt
Organism: Lontra canadensis (Northern American river otter)
Lineage: Eukaryota; Metazoa; Chordata; Mammalia; Carnivora; Mustelidae
Gene: ENTPD7
Product: ectonucleoside triphosphate diphosphohydrolase 7
Exons: 13
Coding region: 273-2087 (604 amino acids)
Biological process (GO): nucleoside diphosphate catabolic process
Cellular component (GO): membrane
Molecular function (GO): nucleoside diphosphate phosphatase activity
Source: RefSeq, a predicted model, not a curated record